AUGGCCACCAACAACCCUUGCACUCAUUCCUCCUUCCUCUUUUUUCUAUUGCUUCUACUACAUUUUACUUUAGGAAAAAGCCAGCUACAGGUGAAUUAUUACUCUAGCAGCUGCCCAAAAGCUGAAGAAAUCAUCAAGCAACAAGUCACUGCCCUGUAUCAUGAGCAUGGAAACACAGCCAUUUCAUGGGUUAGAAACCUCUUCCAUGAUUGCGUUGUUAAGUCAUGUGAUGCGUCCCUGCUUUUAGAGACGGCGCAUGGUGUAGUAUCGGAGCAGACAUCAGAGAGAAGUUUCGGAAUGAGAAACUUCAAGUAUGUCAACACGAUCAAAGCGGCCGUUGAGAAAGAAUGUCCUAUGACAGUGUCAUGUGCUGAUAUUGUUGCUCUUUCGGCUAGAGAUGGCAUUGCCAUGUUGGGAGGUCCUUCAAAUAUUGAAAUGAAGACAGGAAGAAAAGACAGCAAAGAAAGCUACGUAGCAGUAGUGAAAGACUUGAUUCCAAACCAUAAUGACUCCAUAUCCUCAGUGCUAUCUCGUUUUCAAGACAUUGGCGUUGACCUUGAAGCCACAGUUGCUCUUUUAGGAGCACACUCAGUUGGAAGAGUACACUGCAUGAAUCUGGUCCACAGACUCUACCCAACAGUGGACCCAACACUAGACCCAACACAUGCUUCAUACCUAAAACGUAGGUGUCCAACACCAAAUCCAGAUCCAAAAGCUGUCGAAUAUGUGAGGAACGAUCUGAAAACACCUAUGAUUAUUGACAACAAUUACUACAAGAACAUUUUACAAAACAAAGGUCUUCUCACUUUGGAUGCAGAGUUAGCCACUGAUCCAAAAACAGCACCUUAUGUACAAAAAAUGGCAGAUGAUAAUGGUUACUUCAAUGAGCAGUUUUCAAGGGCUAUUGUUUUGUUGUCGGAGAAUAAUCCUCUUGUUGGAGAUGAAGGUGAAGUUAGAAAGGAUUGUCGCUAUGUUAAUGAUAAAUAA
Lathyrus sativus (Indian pea) is the source of this 987-nucleotide messenger RNA. NCBI's taxonomy places the organism in Eukaryota, Viridiplantae, Streptophyta, Magnoliopsida, Fabales, Fabaceae. The record is from the annotation of a GenBank genome assembly.